GCUAUUUUUACUUUUACAGCAUAAACUGAGAAAAUUUGUCCGCCUAAACCGAAAAAAAUAUGUUUAGUGCUUCAGUCCGCGUGAUCGUGAAAACCCUAGUUCUGUUUAUCAAUUAUUUCGAUCGAAUCGAUGCUGCGAACAUCAGCGAAUCCGUCGAUGGUUCCAUCGAACGUUUUUAUCUCGAACCUGACCCGACUCAACUCAAGACCUUCCGAAUUCUUCUGAGUCCGAUUGAAAUCGAAAAGCGACAAGCGAAAGAUUUCCUGGACCGGAUGGAAAUCAAACACAACCACGUUUGCCACGUGAACAGCGCUGCUCAGUUCGAAUAUCAGUCCAACAUCACCGAGGAAUCGGAAGCCAAAGCUAAUGCAGCUGGUCUGGAGUACAACGAGAAAAGCGCGUUUUUCAACACGUGUCAAAAGCAAGCUUUCGGCGAAAACGGGCCUUUCCCGAAUUGGAAGAGGUUCAGCCCUUCGGUUCGAGGACUGAUCCAGGCGGACAUACGGAAAAAUCGGACAGACGUUGGUUCAAGAAUGAAUGACACUUUGCGAGGAGGCACUUCUGAAAUGUCAAAGAUAUAUUCAACUGCCACCAUUUGCUUGCCAGAUGGUAAAUGCGGACUGCAUCUAGACCCUGAGAUAACUGAGCUGACGGCCACAUCGAGAAACUACGAGUUGCUGCAACAUAUUUGGGUCGCUUGGCGAGACGCGACCGGCCGGAAAAUGAGGCAACUUUACACAAAUUACCUGACGAGUGUGAACGACACUGCGAAAAAGGAGGGAUUCGCAAAUGCAGCCGAGUACACCUGCCUAAGCAUGUUGCAAUCGCUAAAAUCUGAUUUUGAGCACCUGCACAUACCUGACAAAAUUGACAAGAAAGGACCGAUUCCAGCGCAUAUCACAGGAAAUCCGUGGGCUCAAGCAUGGAAUUAUCUGGAAGACAUUGUGCAGCCUUUCAAAGGACUGCCUCACAUAGAUGUCACCGAGUCACUCAACAAUCAGGGAUACACGGUUCUCAAAAUGUUCCGAACAGCGGAGGAGUUUUUCACGUCGAUUGGUUUGAUGCCGAUGACGUCGACGUUCUGGAAUAAAAGCGUCCUUGUUCGUCCACCGGGUGUCGAGAUGGUUUGUCACGCGUCAGCUUGGGACAUGUGCUCUGCUGAAAAAGACGACUUCAGGAUCAAAAUGUGCACUCAAAAGAACCACGAAGACUUCCUCACGGCGCAUCAUGAAAUGGGUCACGUUCAAUAUUACAUGCAAUACCGACACCAGCCGCGCCAAUUUCGUGGGGGUGCAAAUCCUGGUUUUCACGAAGCAGUCGGGGAUACAUUGUCGCUGUCUGUGUCAACAAUGAAGCACUUGAAAAAAGUCGGUUUAUUGACAGAAGCUCACAAACGCCUUCUUCUAUCUAAGGAAGACGAGUUGGACAUAAACUACUUGAUGAAAGUUGCUCUGGACAAGAUUGCCUUUCUUCCUUUUGGAUAUAUUGUUGACAAAUGGAGAUGGGAUCUUUUCAAGGGCAUUGCUCCCCUGGAUCAAAUGAACGCCCACUGGUGGAAGCUUAGAGAAGAAAUUCAAGGCUUGAAAGCCCCAGUGACGAGGACGGAAGAGGAUUUUGACCCAGGUNGCAAAAUACCACGUAGCUUCCGGAAGUAUUUCGUUAGCACGAUAAUUCAGUUUCAAUUCUACGAGGCCCUUUGCAAAGUUGCAAAAGAAUACGAACCAAACAAUCCGAAGAAGCCCCUGCAUCGUUGCGAUUUCUACCAGAACCUCGACGCCGGAGACGUUUUCAGGGAGGGUCUUCGACAAGGUUCUUCCUUACCCUGGCCAGACGUGAUGGAAAUAAUUAUCGGACAAAAAAGCAUGACUGCAAAGCCCCUGAGGGCAUACUUUUCUCUUCUAGAAAAUUAUCUGGAGAAGGAACUUACGGCUUUGGGCGAAUGCAUUGGCUGGGGACACAAAUUGAUGGUGCAAUUCAAUGUUUUUUAUCUCAAACCGGAUCCAACGCAAAACGAAAACCUCCGACAUCUUUUGAGUCCCGUGGAAGUUGAACCGCGUCAUGCACAAGAUUUCCUUGACCGGAUGGAAAUCAAAAGUAACAAAAAUUGCCACGCCAUCCAAGUUUCUGAAUUUGCACUCAAGAGCAACAUGACCGACGAAUCCGAAGCCGAAAUGCAAAGCGCUACCCUCAGCUGUGACGGCUUGAGGGCUGAGUUGGAGCAAAUUAAGGUGGAGACCCAACUAGCUGCAGAGCAGCUUGCGUCACAGAAAACCCAGCUCCAUUGGAUGGCGCAGGAAAGCGCCAAACUCCAAGAACAGCAGCGUCGGCUUGAGGCCCAAAAGUCGGUGGUCUCCUAG
Molecule: messenger RNA, 2357 nt
Organism: Notodromas monacha
Lineage: Eukaryota; Metazoa; Arthropoda; Ostracoda; Podocopida; Cyprididae
Source: the annotation of a GenBank genome assembly